AUGGAUCACGAAAUUCGUCAACAGUCAGGCCGCAAUGGGGAUUUGUCCCCCAAAAACGACAAACUCGCUAUACCAAUGGAUGAGAUUAGGCUCUUGUCAUCUCGCGAAUUAGCAGGUGACUCCGAAACGUCCAGCUCAGAAAAUCUUAAAGGGUUAUCACAACGCCCUGGUGUUAUCAAAAGAUGCUUCCACAAUCUCUACAAGCAAUGGGAGUCCUACAAAUCAAAACCCUGGAACAUGUGCAUUUUGCUCGUAUUAGGCACCGUUUUUGCUCUUGGGCACCACCUCUUCUAUUUGAUGCUUGAUGAGAAACCCGCCACCGACCAAUCCCUCAUGCUCCGAUAUGGUACCAUCCUUGCAUUCUGUGCCAAAGCUAGCCUUGGUACCGCAGCUGCCAUGGCCUUCCAACAGAGAGCUUGGCUGGUUCUCCGCCAUAAGAUGGCACGCCUCGAUACUGUCGACUCCAUCUUUACUGCCAAUACCGACAUCUUUUCAUUAUUGACCUGGUCUUCCAUCAAUAAAGCCAAGAUCGGAACUCUUAUUGCGGUCUAUUGUUGGAUAACACCGCUAGUAGUGGUAUUAACUUCUGAAACCCUAUCUGUUGUGGUCGGAACAAGGGUGGAAAACGGAACAUGUCCGAAUGUACGGACCUUGAACUUCUCAAAUCAAAAAAUUGUUUAUUGGCGCACGCCGAUGAAAGUCAAUGACCGUUUUCUUAUGUCAGUGUCCCUUUGGAACACAACUACCGAUGGUGAAACAAUCAAUUCAACUGACUCAAACGAGUUCGACUAUUUUACUGGUUCUUCCCAGCAAUGGGAUGGUAUGAUUGCGUCCAGGGUUGUCUUAUCAACCGAGCCUCUCGUUAGGAAAGAAACGGGUCAAGAGAUCUGCUCAGCCCGUUGGAAUUGCUCCUAUGUUAUCAGCUUUGUCGCCCCAGGUUACAAAUGCGAGGAGCUUGCGUCCGGGGUCAAUUCUGAAGUGCGAAAUCUCGGGCAAGCAACACCACCUUUCGACACGAGCGCUCUCGCGCCAAUGGGGAAUUACACAUAUUAUGCAAAGAACGACUUGGGGGAGUAUCAAAAUCCCCAGAUACUGUCUGGUGCUGGGGGCCGGCCAAAACAAAAGCCUCCGUACCCAAAGAACCUGGGUGCGUUUAGAGCAGAACCUAUCAUGUGGAUCGGGUAUUGUACUGUCAAAAAUCACUCGAAGCCACAACCACCUGAACCAAGAAAGGGGGAUUGGUAUAAAGCCUAUACGCCAGUGAUUAUUGGCUGUGAACAUUACGAAGUCAACUACACCAUUAAAUUUGACUUUGUGGAAGGGGUACAGUCGCACAAGAUUCUUCAUCGCAAAUACAUCAGAAAGGUUGUUAAUACUACUCUCACAUCGGAAAGGGAUCAAGAUAAGCGGCUCAAAGACCGAACAAAGGCAGUUCCAGAGAAAAACUACGUAUAUCCUCUUGAUAUUGGGAAAUAUCGGCUUACCGCAGCUUAUCACUCACUUGGUUACACUCUACGACGAACCUUGAAUGGGACAACGACAAUGCCCAAUUUCAAUGUUAAUUCACAGAUUCUUAUAACACCAUUAGUCGAUAGGAUAAAUUAUCUUCCCGUGGAGAACUUCCGUCACGCUAUCAUGAACAUGUACGAAAAUAUGGUCCUAUCAUUAUUAUCGGACCCCUCCUUCAGUGUGGUAUCAUGGGCUUCAAACGGUAAACCAUCAGGACCUUUCAAAGGUGGAGCGGAAACAGCCUAUCCUUGCCGCAAGUAA
Molecule: messenger RNA, 1770 nt
Organism: Fusarium pseudograminearum CS3096
Lineage: Eukaryota; Fungi; Ascomycota; Sordariomycetes; Hypocreales; Nectriaceae
Exons: 1
Coding region: 1-1770 (589 amino acids)
Source: RefSeq, a predicted model, not a curated record